Molecule: messenger RNA, 3333 nt
Organism: Striga hermonthica
Lineage: Eukaryota; Viridiplantae; Streptophyta; Magnoliopsida; Lamiales; Orobanchaceae
Source: the annotation of a GenBank genome assembly
AUGGAGAUGAUCUUCUUCUUCACUUAUCCUCUCUUCUUCACUAUCUCCCUUGCCCUCUUACUCCCACCAAAUGGGCCCAGGCCCAGGCCCAUGCCGACCUUCGACCUUACCACGGACCAACACGCACUCCUCGCCUUCCGAAACUCCAUCUUCUUGGACCCCCACGCGGCCCUAACCGCAAACUGGUCCGCGAGCUCCUCCCCGUGCCACUGGGCUGGUGUCUCGUGCGGCCCAAAACACCAACGGGUCACGGGCCUCGCCAUUUCGGGCCUCGAGCUUGCGGGCCCACUCGACCCGCACCUAGGGAACCUGACCUUCCUCCGGACCUUGGACCUCAGCUCCAACAACUUCACGGGCCCCAUGCGGCCCGAGAUUUUCUCCAACUUGCGCCGGCUCGUAACGCUUAACCUAUCGAGCAAUCAGUUAUUGGGGUCCGUACCGAGCGGUUUGUUCAACGUCUCGUCAUUGGUCGAGACAAUCGACAUGAGAGGCAACAUGCUGACGGGCGAGCUCCCGAGCGAUGUGUGCGGAGAUUUUCCGAGUCUCAAGACGUUGUAUCUGUCGAGAAACGGGCUCGAAGGGGGGAUUCCGGCGAAUAUUUCCAAGUGUAGAGGGCUUGAGGAGCUGAAUUUGGCCGGAAAUAACUUCAGGGGCAAAAUACCAAGUGGUGUUUGGAGCUUGCCCAAGCUUAGGCUUUUGGCUCUUUAUGAUAACCAACUCCAAGGUGUUAUACCAUCUUUUAUAUUCAAUAUUUCCACAUUGACAAUCAUUGACCUCUCCUCCAAUUAUCUAUCUGCAAAUAUCCCAACAGAGGCUCCCUACAAUCUACCUCACAUUUCUGAAUUGUACCUUUACAAAAACAACUUGACAGGUAUUUUCAAUCACUUACUCAAGCGUGACAUACCAAAACAAUUUGGGAAUCUCACUUCCCUGAUAUAUUUGGAUUUUGCUUCUAAUUUGUUGACAGGUGAAUUACCGGAGGAGCUUGGUAACCUAGCUAGCCUCGAUUUGUUCUCGGCGCCCUACAACCGCCUGUCGGGUCCCAUCCCGCCUUCCCUAUUCAAUAUAUCGGCCAUGACGACACUCUACCUACAACAGAAUCUUCUUUCUGGCAGUCUCCCUCCUGGCGUUAUUCCUCCGUUUUCCCGCCUUCAAAAACUUAUCAUACACUUCAACAAGCUCACAGGCCCAAUCCCGAGCUCCAUCGCCAAUGCCUCGACCCUCAUCAAACUUGAGCUCAACAAAAACUGGUUCAGCGGGCCUGUGCCCGACUUCAGCAGCCUCGUGAACCUUGAAGCCCUUCGUCUUUGGGAGAACAACUUAACCGCCACCCGGGAACUCACGUUUAUAUCCUCAUUGUCUGGCUGCCGAAAGCUUGAGAUUCUCGAGAUAUCCAACAAUCAAUUCGAAGGUGCCCUCCCAUCCUCAGUCGGGAAUCUAUCUGCUUCCCUCGUUAGGUUCAUUGCGGCGGACUGCAAGAUCGUCGGCCCCAUCCCCGAUGAGUUUGGAAACUUAAAAAAUCUACAAGUCCUGGAAUUGUCCGAGAAUCGGCUCACGGGAUUAAUCCCGGAAGCAAUAGGAGGACUGAGUCAGCUCUACGCGCUGUCGCUCGGGGGAAAUCGACUGCACGGCCAUAUCCCUUCCGAUCUUUGCAGAUUGCGCCGUUUGGGGGAGUUGUACUUGCAAGACAACGCGCUCGUGGGUCCGGUCCCUGAUUGCUUGGGCCAACUCAAGUCUCUAACCAUAGCUCAUUUAUAUUCGAACGAGUUCAACUCGACGAUACCUCCCAGCUUGUGGAAUCUCGUCGACCUCCGUGUUCUAGACCUGUCCCGAAACUCGUUAACCGGCGAGUUGUCGCCUCUGGUUGGGAGCCUAAAGGUGCUCGGCAACCUUGACCUAUCGUCCAACCAACUCACGGGCGAUAUCCCAAGCUCGAUAAGCGAUUGCCACUCACUCGAUUUCCUUUCCCUAUCAAAUAAUAACUUCCGAGGAACCAUCCCCGAAUCGUUGGGCGAAAACCUUAGAGGACUCACAACAUUGGAUCUGUCUAACAACAGUCUCUCCGGCUUGAUACCCGAGUCGUUACUAGGCAUUCGUUUCCUCCACAAACUCAACCUCUCCUACAACAUGCUAAGCGGCAAGAUCCCGGACGAGGGGCCUUUCUGUAAUUUCACCGCCACGUCGUUCGCUCACAACUCCGCUUUAUGCGGGCCCGCGAGAUUUGGAGUGUCGCCCUGCGGCCCGUCGAGAAAAUCGCGGAGAACGAGUCUGACGGUUAUAAAAUACGCCUUGCCCUCGUUUGCCGCCGCAGCUAUUGUCGCGGCCGUCGCCGCAAUUCUGCUGACACGGCGGCGACGCGGGAGGACAAAGGCGGUGCUUCGAGCCCCAGCGGACGGGAUUCCGAUCAAGGCCGUGUAUAGAAGGAUCUCGUACCGCGAGCUCCAGCGCGGCACGAGCUCGUUUAGCGAGACGAAUUUACUCGGGAGGGGCGGGUUCGGGUCAGUUUACCGGGUUUCGCUCGACGACGGGUCGUCCGUGGCAGUCAAGGUGUUCGACCUGCGCGCGGAGGGGGCAGACAGGAGCUUCGACACGGAGAGCGAGAUACUGAGCACCAUACGCCACAGGAACUUGGUCCCCGUGAUCGGGUGUUGCACCAACACGGAGUUCCGUGCGCUGAUUCUAAGGUACAUGCCUAAUGGGAGUCUCGAAAAGUGGCUGCACACAGACAAGUGCGGCUACUUUUUGGAUCUCGAACAGAGGCUGAGAGUCGCCACAGAUGUAGCGCUGGCGUUGGAGUAUCUCCACCACGGCCACACGUUUCCGGUUAUUCAUUGCGACGUGAAGCCGAGCAAUGUGUUGCUGGACGAGGAUAUGACGGCACAUCUCGGGGAUUUCGGGAUUUCCAAGCUUUUAAACGAGGGAUUAACGGUGGUUGUUACUAAGACGCUGGCCACAAUCGGCUACGCAGCACCAGAAUACGGGUCAGAAGGGAAGGUAUCGACAAGUGGGGAUGUUUACAGCUACGGGAUACUAUUGUUGGAGAUGUUCACGGGCAGGAGGCCAACCGACGAGAUAUUUGGCGAGGAGAUGAGCUUGCGCGAGUGGGUCAGCCGAGCAUUGAUGCAUGGGAACCUGUCGAGUGAGGUCCUGAGCCCGAGUCUAUUGUCGGUAGAUGACCCAAUUUUCCCGGUGCACGAGCAGUGCGUGUCUUCUGUUUUCGAGCUGGCUUUGAAAUGUUCGACUGCCUCGGUUGCUGGGAGGAUCGACAUGGUACAGGUGGUAGCGGCUCUGCAUAACAUCAGGGCCAAACUUACGACCCGUGUGAGGCGAUGA